CACUUCCUCCGCCCACCCCAUCUGUCCAGGAGAAGUAAAAGGCAGCAGUUGGGCCUCUGCCUCCUUUGUCCAGCUCCCCAAGCCUGAGCCUACCCUAUGGAGCGCUGAGGACAGCGGACCCAAGUGUCCCUGCCCACUCGGCCCCACCAUGACUCAGCCUGGCCUCGGGUCCCUGCUGCUGCUGCUGCUGCUGGGACUGGCUGGUGCUGCACCUCUCCCAAAGCAGGAGGUCACUCGAUGCCUUGAAGAGACACUCAAAGACAAGCUAGCCCGGGAAGGUCCUUGCACACGGCUCUUCCAAGAAGAUGAACAGCUCACAUCCCUGCUCCAGACCCUAGAGGAGCUUAGGCAUCAAGAGAUCUCCAAGCACCAUCUGGGUCCUGAGAGCCAGGCAGAGCGAGAGGAGCAGGAGGUGGAAGAAGAGGAUUUCAGGAAGAAAAAGAGGGGCCCAGGAGAGGUUGAGGGGGAGAAGAGGUUGGGCCAGGAGGUGAGGGAAGAGGAGGAGGUGAAGGCCAAGGAACAGGAGGUGAAGGGUCAGGCCAGAGUUCAAGAGGAGGAAGAAGAGGACAAGAAGAGAAGGGGACCAGCUGAGGCCUGGGUCUCUGAAGAGUCCUUGGAUGACCUCAGGAAGCGGAGAGCAGAGGGGGCCCAGGGCUCUGAGGACGAGGCAGGGGCUUGGGGCCGGGGCCAGGGCCAGAGCUGGGGCCAGGGUGUGGAGAAGCGUGUGGCAGAGAAGGCUAGUGAUGAGGAGACAGCCCAGUUUGAGGAGGAGGAGAAGGGGGUGAGGGUGUCAGGUGGGGGCUACAGCUUGUGGCAGGGGGCUGGCCCAGCCCACAGACACCACCACCACCAGCCCCAUCCUGAACAGGAAUCUGAAGAGGAGGAGGAGGAAGCAGAGAAGAAGGAACAACAUGAACUGGAGCGCCUGGAGCAGAUGGGGGAGGAGCUGAAGAGGGCAACUGAAGCGCUAGGCAGGAGGGGCUGAGGAGCAAAGGUGGCCACCUCCACCUGCCCCACCUGCUCUGGCUCCUCUCAGCACUUUGGGCUCUGGACUGGUUCCUGCCCUUCUUGCUCACACCCAGGAGCCCCUCCCCAGGUGGUGGGGGGAGGGGGCAAGAGAGGGUCACCAAGAAAACAGACUUGGCGGUGGGGGUCAGAGACUUCUGCCCCACCCGCUCCUUCCUGCUACCCCCUCCCCACAACAUGAAUA
This is a messenger RNA of Trichosurus vulpecula (common brushtail), 1210 nucleotides long. RefSeq names its product coiled-coil glutamate rich protein 2 (gene CCER2). The transcript has 6 exons. Bases 149 to 985 code for a protein of 278 amino acids. The record is from RefSeq and is a predicted model, not a curated record. Lineage: Eukaryota; Metazoa; Chordata; Mammalia; Diprotodontia; Phalangeridae.